Molecule: messenger RNA, 2529 nt
Organism: Miscanthus lutarioriparius
Lineage: Eukaryota; Viridiplantae; Streptophyta; Magnoliopsida; Poales; Poaceae
Source: the annotation of a GenBank genome assembly
AUGGCCGCACUCCGCCUCCCCGCCCCGCCGGCGGCGAGGUGGUCCCACCUUCCUUCCGCCUCCGCCGCCGCGCGUCGGGUCUCGCCCCCUCGCCAUCUCGCGGCGCGGCGGGCCAAGGGGGAGGACACGCCGGAGCCGCCGGUGAGGACGCUGCUGAUCAACAACUACGACAGCUACACCUACAACAUAUUCCAGGAGCUGUCGGUCGUCAACGGCGUGCCGCCCGUGGUCGUGCGCAACGACGAGUGGACGUGGAGGGACGUCUUCAACCGGGUGUACAAGGACCGGGCCUUCGACAACAUCGUCAUCUCGCCUGGCCCUGGAUCUCCGGCUUGCCCCGCCGACAUAGGUGUAUGUCUGCGCAUACUUUUGGACUGUGGAGAUAUACCCAUCUUGGGUGUCUGCCUUGGCCACCAGGCCCUGGGAUUUGUACAUGGUGCUAAGAUUGUUCAUGCUCCAGAAGCUAUACACGGGCGACUCAGGCAAGGCCUUGAAUUCAUUGAAAUUGAGCAUGAUGGAUGCUACCUCUUUAAUUGUGUCCCAUCAGGUAGAAACUCUGGCUUCAAGGUAGUGAGGUAUCAUUCACUUGUAAUAGAAUCUGGUUCUCUACCUGAUGAUCUUACAUCAAUAGCGUGGACUGCUUCUCCAAAUUUGCAUUCUUACCUUGAAAGUGGCCGAAGUAAUGUCAGCACCUUCUUGGGAUCAUUGGACAACAACUUUAUGACAAACCCUCUAGAGUACAGUUACAAUGAUGGGGAACUAUCCAGCAUAGGACAUACUAGUGAGUCAGAUGAUGGCAGAGUUAUCAUGGGCAUCAGGCACUCUAGCAGGCCUCAUUAUGGAGUGCAGUUUCAUCCAGAGAGCAUUGCUACUCAUCACGGAAGACAGAUUUUCCGAAACUUUAAGAAGAUAACAGGAGAUUUUAGAUUGUGCUCAUCAUGGCUUCAGGAAAGAAAGGUUCACAGUAUUGGUAAACUGGAAAAAUCUCAAGUCAAUUCUGCAAGCCAUCGUGAUUCUAUCCCUAAGGACUUGUGUACUGAAAGAAUGGAACUUUCGGAGCCUGUACUUGGAAAGAGAGGCAUUGGGAAAAAGUGUUUACGAUUACGAUGGAAGAAGAUUGAAAAUUUCCUUUGUCCCACAGUUGGCUCUGAAGACAUAUUUGGGCUGCUUUUUGGCCAUCAAAGCGGUGAAGACACGUUUUGGUUGGAUAGCUCAUCAGUCGACCAGAAUAGGGCACGUUUUUCAUUCAUGGGUGGCAAAGGUGGGUCCCUGUGGAAGCAAAUGACAUUCCACCUAUCUGGUCAAAGAGCCAAUUGUGGAGGAACGCUUAUUACCCAAGAUGCUUAUGGAUAUACUGCGAAAAACUUCAUCAAAGAGGGCUUCUUGGAGUUCCUUAACAGGGAGAUCGAGUCCAUUCAAUACAAUGAGAAGGAUUACGAAGGACUGCCCUUUGAAUUCUAUGGUGGCUUCGUUGGAUAUCUAGGGUAUGGUCUUAAAGUGGAGUGCGAUGCAUCAUCUAACAAGGCCAAAUCAAGUACUCCUGAUGCAUGCUUCGUCUUUGCUGAUAACACUGUGGUGGUUGAUCACAGUAAUGGUGAUGUGUAUAUUUUGUCACUGCAUGAUGAAUUUUAUUCUAGUAAUGGAGAUGGGAUAUGCAAAAAUUCAACACAUACUUCAUGGUUAGUUGAGACUGAGAAGAAGCUUCUCAGGUUGGGUGGUAUGUCCCCAGGAUCACCAAUUAAUGGGAAGGCAUAUGCUAGAUCAUCCAGUGUGCAUAAGCAGAGUUUUGUUGUAGAGAAAUCAAAGGAUCAGUAUAUUAGAGAUGUUCAGAGUUGCUUGGACUAUAUCAGGGAUGGAGAAAGCUAUGAGUUGUGCUUAACUACUCAGAUGAAGAGAAGAGUAGACUAUAUAAAUGCGCUCCAACUCUACCUUAAACUGAGAAAACAAAAUCCAGCACCUUAUGCAGCUUGGCUUAACUUCUCCUCAGAAAACUUAAGCAUAUGUUGCUCUUCUCCAGAAAGGUUUGUGAACCAGGGGAGUGUGCAUGUCCCUCGUCUCAUGGAUGUAGAAUCAUAUAAAACUGUCCACACCAUGGUGAGUACCGUCCGUGGGACAAAGAAGUCGAAUCUAAGCCCUGUUGAUUGUGUGAAAGCGGCCUUUCCAGGUGGUUCAAUGACUGGGGCCCCAAAAGUUAGAUCAAUGGAGAUCCUUGAUUCACUUGAAACUAGUCCGAGAGACAACCAUAAGCUAGAUCAUAUAGGCAAGCAAAGGUUCACUGUUUAUGGAAACACAAAAGGCAUUACAAUGGACUUCAGCAAACACCAUGUAUCUGAGAAAUUUGACCUCAGCAAUUGGUGCGUGCUAAUGAACAUUGGCAGUAGGGUUAGGGCAUAUCUUCUUCGCAAAGGCAUGAACAUUCCAAUUCCUUUGCCAAAAGGAAAUAAAAGAGAUGUGAAGAGGAUGUUGAAGUCAGUUCGGAUUCAUGGUGGCAUAUACAGUUUGGUGACAUGGUGUCAACUUAUAGACUAA